This is a messenger RNA of Alternaria conjuncta, 2415 nucleotides long. RefSeq lists its product as uncharacterized. The record is from RefSeq and is a predicted model, not a curated record. Lineage: Eukaryota; Fungi; Ascomycota; Dothideomycetes; Pleosporales; Pleosporaceae. The transcript is spliced from 3 exons. Bases 1 to 2415 code for a protein of 804 amino acids.
AUGCUCGUCAGUCGCCGCUACGUCGACCCUGUCAACGAGCCGUCCGGUAUGGCCUACCCGCACACUCCCAGGCGUCUUGGAGCGCGCCCUGCACUCCACCCCACUGCUUCCUCGCCCAAUCUCUCGCUGAACGCCAGCCGCAACAUCGCACGGCAAGCAUCGCUAUCCGCAUUAGUCGGCGCCGGAGGCUCGCCAUCGAACAGGAUGGGCGCAGACGGGAAAGAUAUUGAUGUCGGCGACACGGUCGACGUCCCCGGCGGCAUGGUCGGUGUCGUCAAGUUUGUUGGCAGCAUUCGGGGCAAGCAGGGCGUCUUCGCGGGCGUCGAACUGAACAGGGAGUAUGCAGCGCGGGGCAAGAACGAUGGCGCUGUCGAUGGCACACAGUACUUCGAUACGUCUGUUCCCGGCUCUGGCAUCUUCCUGCCCGUCCAUCGCGCUCAGAAAAGGGUCUCAGCCGACUCGUCGGACUUUGCACCUGAGCCGACCACGCCUUCAUACCAUAACAACUUCAGUCUCUCCACCAUGGAGAAGCCGAGCUUCAGCCCUAAUACCCCCUCGAUGCCAAAGCCACAGUUCUCACAGUCUGUCGGGCCCGGAGCCCGCGCGCCUAGUCCCAAGCGGCCACCCCAAGCCAGACCAUCGUACAGACCCGAGUCUCCUCUUCGAAAAGGCAGCCUUGGUACCGGUCCAACACCGGGAAGGAGCGGCGGACUUACACCCUCUGGCUUCUCCAAGAGCGCAAUCGGCGCACCCCCACGAUUCGCAAGUCCAGCGCCGCCUCGUUACGCCAGCCCUGCACCCAGAGCCCCUCUCCCACAGAAACCACGCACACCUGGUCCGCAACGACCCUACUCGCGAAGCAGUUCCCGUCUCGGCCACCAAGACACCAUCGACGAGGACAAUGAGACAACCCCCAUCGGCGCAGCGCGGACCAGCAAUGACUCCAUGGCAAGUUACAAGUAUAAAAGGCCUGGUUCGCGCCUCGGCUCGCAACCAAACGAAGAAGUGCAGCGGCUUCAGGCGCUCCUGGACGAACGCGAGAAGCAGCUCAAGGAGCAGGCUGCGUCGCUGAGCGAAAUGGAAGCAAGUCUGUCAGAGAUUCAAAGCCUGAUACCAGAAGACGGGUUGGAUAUGGGUUCGGCGCACGGCAGCAGCGAGCCUACUGAUGUAGCGCAACUACGAGCACUUCUUAGGGAGAAGAACGAUAAGAUCGCCAUGCUCACGUCCGAGUUCGACGCACAUCGAUCCGAUUUCCGAAGCACCAUCGAUACCCUAGAGCUGGCCAGCACCGAAACCGAGCGCGUAUACGAGAAGAAGGUGGAAGAGCUACAAGAAGAGCUACGGGAAUAUGCGUCCCGCAGCGAAGAUGUCGAGACUGUAGCGAUGCAGUUGAAACAACUAGAAGAGCUUGUCCAAGAGUUAGAAGAAGGUCUAGAGGAUGCGCGGAGAGGCGAAGCAGAGGCCCGAGGAGAAGUCGAAUUCUUGCGGGGCGAAGUCGAGCGAGGCAGAUCUGAACUCCGUCGCGAACGCGAAAAGGCCGCUGCUGCUCUCAAGGGUGCCGGCGCAAUGGUCGACGCACCUCACACACCAGGGCAAAGAGAAGUCGAGCAACGCGAUGACGAAAUUCGCGGUCUCAAAGCCAUCAUCCAUUCCUUGAGCUCUGGCGGAGGAGACGACCGUGUCCGCUCACCACUAUCGCGACAAGCUUCAAAUGUCGAUGCCGAAGAGCUCCAGAGCGCCAAAGCAAACGCAGAACGACUCGAGCGCGAGAAGGAGGAACUUCGCGGUCUUGUCGAACGCAAGGCCUACAGGGAAGAAGAGCUAGAACGCGAGCUCGAGAAGCUGAAGAGGCAGCUCGGCCUCGCGGAGCAGCGCGAAAGCGUCAUCAGCAACGGCCUGUCGGAACACACGGCGACCCAAGAAAAGCCCUCAGAGCGCGACUCAAAAGACACCGUCGUAAACUGGCGCGAACCACCACAGCAAACCCGUCGCGAUGCGCCCCCAGCGCUCUCCGUAAUGCCAGAGUCCGACGGCCGCUCCUCCGCUAACAGCAGCCUCCUCUGGUGCGAGAUCUGCGAAACAGGCGGCCACGACAUCCUAAACUGCUCCGCCAUGGGCGGAGACCCAUCUUCAUACCCCCAAGAAGACGGUCUACGAAGCGGCAAGGACGUCGUCAUCGAAGGUCUCCGCGGCCUCUCCGUCUCCUCCGACCGCGCGCGUCCUUCUGCCCUCAGCCCCUCGAAACCGCCAGGCAACGCGCCCACGUCCCCUCUGCCUACCCCCUCGUUCAACGCCUCGAACUCCGAUCUUGUGCCUCCCAAGGGUGCCGCCAUCGCUGAUCCGGAUAAAUGGUGCGCGCUGUGCGAGAGCGAGGGUCAUGAUGUUACGGCCUGCCCUAAUGAAGACGCGUUUUAG